This is a messenger RNA of Daldinia childiae, 1611 nucleotides long. RefSeq names its product Beta-xylosidase. The coding region runs from base 1 to 1611 and encodes 536 amino acids. NCBI's taxonomy places the organism in Eukaryota, Fungi, Ascomycota, Sordariomycetes, Xylariales, Hypoxylaceae. The record is from RefSeq and is a predicted model, not a curated record. Gene Ontology annotation, molecular function: hydrolase activity, hydrolyzing O-glycosyl compounds. The transcript has a single exon. Gene Ontology annotation, biological process: carbohydrate metabolic process.
AUGCCCUUAGUUCGCAAUCCCAUCUUGCCCGGCUUCAAUGCCGACCCGUCAAUACUACGGGUCGGCAGUGACUAUUACAUCGCUACAUCUACCUUUGAAUGGUACCCUGGAGUACAGAUCCAUCACUCUAAAGAUCUCGCAAACUGGGAGCUAGUCACGCGACCCCUGAACCGCAAGUCUCAAUUAGAUAUGCGUGGUGAUCCUGAUAGUUGCGGCGUAUGGGCGCCCUGCCUUACACAUGAUGGCGACAAAUUCUGGCUUGUAUAUACAGAUGUGAAGCGUAAAGAUGGUUCCUUCAAAGACACACCUAACUAUAUUGUCAGCGCUUCAUCGAUAGAGGGGCCUUGGUCUGAUCCCGUUUACAUCAACUCUUCCGGGUUUGACCCUUCUCUCUUUCACGAUGACGAUGGUAAGAAGUGGUUUGUAAAUAUGCUACAGGACCAUCGGCGUCGACCCCGUUCUUUCGCGGGGAUCGUCCUGCAAGAGUUUGAUCCUGAGGCUGGCAAGUUAGUUGGCCCGAAGAAAAAUAUUUUCCGUGGAACGGAGCUGGACCUUGUCGAAGGACCACACCUCUACAAGAGAAAUGGAUGGUAUUACCUCUUGACGGCCGAGGGUGGGACGGCAUAUCACCACGCAUGCACGCUGGCACGUUCCCGCGAUAUAUGGGGUCCAUACGACGUGCAUCCACAGAAGCAUAUUCUCACCUCCAAGGAUGCCCCGCUUGCCGCUCUGCAGAGAGCCGGUCAUGGUGAUAUUGUAGAUACACCCGAGGGGCGGACAUAUCUCGUACACUUGACAGGUCGACCAAUAACCCAGGAGCGUCGCUGUGUCCUCGGUCGCGAAACUGCUAUUCAAGAAGCCUUUUGGAAAGAUGACUGGUUAUUCGUGAAGAAUGGUCCUGUUCCUUCGCUCUACGUUGAUGUCCCUGGAGUGCGUGAUGACACCCAAUACUGGGCAGAGCAAAGAUAUACCUUCGAGAACGGAUUACACAAGGACUUUCAGUGGCUGAGGACACCUGAAACAGAACGCAUUUUUGCUACUCAGGAUGGAAAGCUUGUAUUAUUCGGCCGGGAGGCUAUUGGGUCGUGGUUCGAACAGGCAUUGGUUGCAAGACGACAGACUCACUUCUCUUAUGACGCCGAAACAACGAUCGACUUCUCACCAACCGACGAGAGACAAUUUGCAGGACUUACUGCAUACUACUGCCGCUUCAAUUUUUUCUAUCUUACCGUGACGGCCCAUUCCGACGGCCAAAGAGAACUACUCAUUUUGACAUCGGAGGGCUCUUGGCCCGACGGCAAACUUACCACACCCCUUGCAGACCCUGUGCAGAUCCCUAAUGAGGGAAAAGUAAGAUUAGCAUUAACGAUUCGCGGUCGCGAACUGCAAUUCUUUUACGCGUUACACGGCGAUGAGCUGAAGAAAAUUGGACCGGUUUAUGACGCGUCUAUUCUUUCUGACGAAUGUGGUGGACAUCAGGCCCACGGGAGCUUCACAGGGGCGUUUGUGGGAGUGGCGUGUUCCGAUGUAAACGGGACCGCGUUACCGGCUACUUUUGAUUAUUUCACGUAUUGUCCAGUCAAAUAUGAGACUGACAGAUAUGACGUUUGA